UUGAUCCAAGUGUCAUUAGUGUCUGGCACCAUUUAUGUUUUGUUUUAAUAGAGUCUUAGAUCAAUAAUAGAAACAAAAAAAAAAUGGCGUGCCAUGUAAUUUAAAAAAAAAGCAAUAAAUAAUUAUUUUUUAAAACGUUACAAAAAACAAAUCUAGAUCUGGUCCCAUUCACACAAUGUCUGCAAAUGCGGAGAACGAUAAUGACAACAAAAAGAAGGACAAUGCUGAUUCCAUAGUUGCAGAAAUACAAAAGAAAAUUACAGAUGCAUUUGAUAUAUUUGAUCAUGAAUCAAACAAAACUGUGGAUGUGAGGGAAGUGGGAACAAUAAUCAGAUCAUUGAAUUGUUGUCCAAGUGAAGCAGAGCUUCAUGAUAUGUUGGCCGAGAUAGAAGAAGAAGAGCCAACUGGGUACAUCAGAUUUGAAAAAUUUCUGCCCAUGAUGACAAAAGUUUUAUUAGAAAGAAGAUACAAGCCAUACCCAGAGGAUCAAAUCCUUAAAGCAUUUCAAGUACUGGACAUAGAGUCAAAAGGAUACCUAACACUAGAAGAGCUUUCAAAGUGUAUGACAGAAGAUGGAGAGCCUUUUACACAAGAAGAGUUGGAAGAGAUGAUAUCUGCUGCUGUUGAUCCAGAUAAAAAAGUGGUCUUAUAUAAAGACUAUCCACCUAUGUUAGCAGUGGAAGAUACAUAAUCUCAUCAGACAGCAAUCCAUACUAGAUACAUAAUAACAUUAACAAGACACUAUUUUACUUAAACUAUCAAUGUCUAUACAGGACUUUACAUUCUAACAUUGUAUAUUUUUGUGUGAACUGAUAAGAACUUGUGUAUAUAUUUUUGUAGGAAUAAAAUUUGUGUUAAAAUUUA
This is a messenger RNA of Biomphalaria glabrata, 864 nucleotides long. Its product is annotated as dynein regulatory complex protein 8-like. Lineage: Eukaryota; Metazoa; Mollusca; Gastropoda; Planorbidae. The record is from RefSeq and is a predicted model, not a curated record. The transcript has 6 exons. Gene Ontology annotation, molecular function: calcium ion binding. Bases 176 to 691 code for a protein of 171 amino acids.